Molecule: messenger RNA, 225 nt
Organism: Kazachstania africana CBS 2517
Lineage: Eukaryota; Fungi; Ascomycota; Saccharomycetes; Saccharomycetales; Saccharomycetaceae
Gene: ATX1
Product: copper metallochaperone ATX1
Exons: 1
Coding region: 1-225 (74 amino acids)
Biological process (GO): copper ion transport
Cellular component (GO): cytosol
Molecular function (GO): metal ion binding; copper chaperone activity
Source: RefSeq, a predicted model, not a curated record
AUGAUUUAUUGUUACCACUUUAAUGUUGUCAUGACUUGUUCAGGCUGCUCCGACGCUAUUCAUAGAUCCUUGAGCAAAUUAGGACCUGAAGUGACUGACAUUGAUAUUUCGCUUGAGAAUCAAUAUGUUGAAGUGUUCACUACAUUACCAUAUGAAUUUAUCCUAGAUAGAAUAGAAAGGACUGGAAAAGAGGUUCUAUCUGGAGGAUUGAAAACAAGCGAAUAA